Molecule: messenger RNA, 1079 nt
Organism: Phodopus roborovskii (desert hamster)
Lineage: Eukaryota; Metazoa; Chordata; Mammalia; Rodentia; Cricetidae
Gene: Rnf225
Product: ring finger protein 225
Exons: 2
Coding region: 99-1079 (326 amino acids)
Biological process (GO): protein ubiquitination
Molecular function (GO): ubiquitin protein ligase activity
Source: RefSeq, a predicted model, not a curated record
GGGAGGGGCACUUGACAACCUAGUAACAGACAAGCCAGAAAUUGGGGUCAGAACAGGAGGAGCACACGGGAUACUCCACAGGGACAGGUACAAUCUGGAUGCCGUGUCCUCGGCCGCCCUGGCUCCGCCGCCACCGAGCCUCCCACAGCUCGAGCCCCGGGUCCCCAGGUGCCCUCUCUGCACCCAGGUCCCCUAGCAGAGGUGAAGACGAGGACGCAGAAGAGGAGGAGGGCGAUGGCACCCCUGGUGAUAGCCCCAUCCUGCCCCCUGCGUCUCCCAUGGAGUGCCUUAUCUGUGUGUCACCCUUCGACGGCGUUUUCAAGCUGCCAAAACGCCUGGACUGCGGCCACGUCUUCUGUCUCGAGUGCCUGGCACGCCUGUCGCUGGCUACAGCGGGUGGGGGCGACGCGGUGGCUUGCCCUAUGUGUCGUGCGCCCACACGCUUGGCCCCGCGCCGGGGGCUUCCCGCUCUACCCACGCAGCCAGGUCUGCUGCCUCGCGACGCGCGCGCGCCACCACCACGCCAGGGCUCCGUGCGCUUCGAUCGCCGCCGAGGGCUCCUGUACCUGCGGCCGCCGCCGCCGUCUCCUGGGCCACGCAAGAGUCGCACGGUGCGUGCCCCGCCGCCUCCACCCCCGCUGCGCCUCGGCCGCCCGCUGUCUCGUCGCCUAUCCCUGAGCAGCCCCACAUGGGCCUUCAACGCGGCAGUGGCGCUGGCCGUGCUGGUGGCUGCAGGCCUUGUUGUCUCUGGUGUCUACAUCUUCUUCCUCAUCCCUCAUGUCACCACCUCCGGCCUUGCGCGACCUCAGGUCGUAGCUCUGGCUCCUGAUCCCAGCUUCUGGCAAACGCUGCAGCCCACACCAGUGUCAACCUGGACACAGCGCCCGACAAAGCCUGACCUGGACCCGGAUGAUACCCUGCCAGAGACCACCAAGGACACACCAGAGCUUGAGGAGCCUGCCGAGGAGGCCGCCGAGGAUGCAGCAGAGACCCUGGACACACCACCCGGUCAAACACCGAAGGCAGAGACUGACCUUGGGUGGAACCUGCAGGUACAAGAUAGUGGGGAAAGGGUGUGA